Vigna angularis (adzuki bean) is the source of this 2288-nucleotide messenger RNA. RefSeq names its product two-pore potassium channel 3. The coding region runs from base 361 to 1749 and encodes 462 amino acids. Gene Ontology annotation, molecular function: potassium ion leak channel activity. NCBI's taxonomy places the organism in Eukaryota, Viridiplantae, Streptophyta, Magnoliopsida, Fabales, Fabaceae. Gene Ontology annotation, cellular component: plant-type vacuole membrane. The transcript has 3 exons. The record is from RefSeq and is a predicted model, not a curated record. Gene Ontology annotation, biological process: potassium ion transmembrane transport; stabilization of membrane potential.
UGUAGCAUCUACCAGGGGGAACGAGUGGUACUCAAAUCAAUGCAUCACAGAAAACAUGUUUUGUCACCUCCCACGUUAACACCGUCCUUUUUCUUGUACCCAUGUUAUGUUAUGUUAUGUUAUGCACUGCAAAUGCAAAGCAAACCUCGUUCUUCUUUCUAUCUGUUAUAACUUUCAUCCCCACUUUGUUCAUCAAAAACUCUGAACACAACAAAGAGUCUCUAUUGCAUUUCCACAAGCAAUUUACCUCCAUUCCCAAACACACCCUUCUCCGCAAAACUCUCCCUUUCUCCAAAGCCACCGUCUUUCCCUGCGUUCAAUCGUUUAUCUUUCUCUGAACUCUGAAAAUUUUAUACCCUUAUGGAAAAGGAACCUCUGCUUCCAUAUUUCAGCCCCAGAAAGAAGCCCCUGGCAUUGUCACCGCUAUGUCCCUUGCCAGAGCACGAGGACAUGGUUCUUCCAAUGACCCCGAUGGAAUUCAAGGACCGCCUCAUCUUUGGUCCUGCUUGUGCUACCCCAAGGGACCCUACACCUUUGGCCGAUGCCUUAAUACUUCCCCUCAAUUCCCCAAAAUGUUCCUCUUCUACGUCGCAGGACUGUGCAUCGCCAUCACGGUUUGAUUCCCAGUCGCAACAACCAUCCUCUUGGCUCCUUGACCCCAAUUACUCCUGGCGGAAAACAAACCUUCAUCGCUCCAAAACCGCGCCUGCCAUGGCGGUGAUCAGCGAUUUCAACCCCCAAUCCUCUGUGCCAAGGCCGCAAUUUGGCAGCCAGAGUAUUGUGCGCCAGGGUGUGAUUCUUCUUGUUCUUUAUUUGGCAUUAGGGGUUGUCAUUUAUUGGUUCAAUCGUCAUAAUUUUUCAGCUUCCGAGACUCAUCCUGUAGUUGAUGCAUUGUAUUUUUGUAUAGUCACAAUGUGCACAAUAGGAUAUGGUGACAUCACUCCGAAUAGCACAGCCACUAAACUUUUCUCUAUAUUGUUUGUGUUGGUGGGGUUUGGAUUUAUAGACAUAUUGCUGAGUGGGAUGGUUAGCUAUGUGCUUGAUUUGCAGGAGAAUCAUAUGUUGACGGCAGUGAAGGGGAGGAGGGGUGAGAAGGAUGGAAAGUCUUAUAUAAUUGAUGUGAAGAAAGGGAGGAUGAGGAUUCGAUUGAAGGUGGCGCUGGCGUUGGGAGUUGUGGUGAUUUGUAUUGGGGUAGGUGUGGCGGUUAUGCAUUUUGUGGAGAAGCUUGGUUGGUUGGACUCUUUUUAUCUUUCAGUUAUGUCGGUUACUACGGUUGGGUAUGGAGACCAUGCUUUCAAGACCAUGCAUGGCAGGAUCUUUGCUGCAAUUUGGUUGCUCGUGUCUACUCUUGCCGUGGCUCGAGCGUUCCUCUAUUUGGCUGAGGCAAGAGUGGAUAAGCGGCACAGGAUGAUGGCGAAGUGGAUUCUUGGUCAGGAUAUGACUGUUUCUGAGUUUCUUGCAGCAGACAUAGACAACAAUGGCUUUGUGAGGCUUCUUCUGUUUGUGUUUUUCAUUCCGGUGGUCUCCUUCUCCAUCCUAGCUUUCAGCAUGCAUUUUAUCAGCGUGUUUCAGGAAUUUUUGACUACUGUGUGCUCCUUCUGUAAAUCAGAAUAUGUUAUAUACAAGCUCAAGGAGAUGGGAAAAGUAUCUGAGAAGGACGUCAUGCAGGUAAGUGAGAAGUUUGAUAGACUAGAUGCUGGCAACUGCGGAAAAAUAACCCUUGCUGAUCUUAUGGAGCCUCAUAAUUGAUGGAGCUCAGUGUGGAUAUUGAAGAGGCAAGUAGAGAAGGGAGUGUGAGAUUCUCAAGUUGAUGGGAACUAUAUCUUGUUUUGGGUGGUUUGGAGGGGAUAUCAGGUUUUCAAGAUGCAAGGUGGUGAUUUCCCCCUACCUUUUGUCAUGAUCAUUAACUCAUGACAUAUACCAUGGAAGCUGAUGAAUUUCUGGGUUCUUUUGCCUGAGUUUCACAAAUUAUUUAGUGGGUGGAAGGUGCUAACCUUGCCAAAAUUCGGGUAUAACCAAUCACAGAUUAUCACAUUGAUGAGAUGGCUUGGGAUAAUGGAAGGGAUUAUUUUGAUUGGUUUAAAGUAUUAAUCUGUACAUAAUUUUUUUGAGAAUGAAUUUCAUUGAUUCUUUGGCAUCUUAUUUGCUCUGGGUUAGUCAUCUCUUGAUUGAUUGCACAAUCUAUUUGGAACUUGGUGAGUUUCAUGUAUUAUUUUUGCCAAGAUGAUUCGAUUAGCUCGGUGUAAUAAAAUAUGUGUAAUAUUUAAGUUCUUUAUUACACAUACUUA